AGAGUUCAUUUUCAAUUCUCAAAACUCAUAAACAUCAUGGUCGACUCUCUCAUUAUUCCGCCCCGCCCUGCUGGCGACCCUCACAAGCAGUUUUUAUGCCUUACCAUUUGCGGCUAUAAGAAGGAAGGUAUGAGUGAGGAGGACUAUAGACAUCAUAUGACACAGGUCUCGGCACCGAUGACCAAACAUCUCAUGGUAAAAUAUGGCGUCAAGCGAUGGACGAUGAUCCACAAUCAGGAAGAAACUCGGGCCCUCAUGAAGCGGCUAUUCGACCACCAAAUGGCCAAUUUGGCCGACUUUGACUGUUUCAGUCAGGUUAUCUUCAAAGAUGUAGAUGAUUACAAGCGUAUGAAGGAUGACCCGUGGUACAAGCAACAUCUGGUUGGGGACCAUGAGAAUUUUGCCGACACAAGGCGAAGCGCGAUGACUAUUGGCUGGAUUACUGAGUUCAUUCGGGAUGGUGAGGCUGUUGAUGGAAUGAAAGACUACCAGGCGCCAACCCCCCUCGGCACAUUGAUUCGCACUACGCAGAACGUGCUCCCGGUAAUUGUGGUUUUGUACGGAAUUUAUCGAUUCACGACCAAGUAA
Molecule: messenger RNA, 588 nt
Organism: Talaromyces stipitatus ATCC 10500
Lineage: Eukaryota; Fungi; Ascomycota; Eurotiomycetes; Eurotiales; Trichocomaceae
Exons: 2
Coding region: 37-588 (183 amino acids)
Molecular function (GO): oxidoreductase activity
Source: RefSeq, a predicted model, not a curated record